UUUUGGUUUUAUAGAUAUAUAGAUUUGAUCAAACACGAAAGAUGUUGCAAUUCCUGGAUUCCACACGAGCCGCCGAACGAGCUCGAUAGGGUUCCUUCCCGCGCGCACCCAGCCGCCGCCGCCUGCCAUCCAGCCGCAUCCACAACUCCGACGCUUCCUCCUCCCUCCGUCGCAUCCAAGGUCAGCGCCUCCGGCCACCGCUCGAAGCUCCGCCUCCAAGAUCCGACGGAAGCCUCUGCUUCAAGCUCCCCGACGCCGGCCCUUGCUCCAACCCCCACCUUCCCUUUGCUUCUCUGCUCCGUCACCGAUCGCUGCUGCUCUGCCGCUUCUCCCCGGACAUCCCCGGCCACUAUCGACAGUCACACGAGGCUGAGAAAACGGAGACCAAGCAGCUGAUUGAGGUAAUUGCAACUACGAAGCAGCCAUAUCACGAGGAGAAAGCAAGUUUUGGUUUAUUUCCACCUCUUUAACAAAGUUUUUUGGUUUGUCAAGUCUUGAUAGAGAUGGAUAUCGCGGUACGUUAUCUCGCCCUCUUAGUCUGUCACUACCUUGUCCUUUGAUGCUUGUGCCAUUUGCGUGAGAGGCGGUGUUAGGGUCCGGCUUUUGGUAGAAUGCUUGGGUGCCACUCCUUACCACUGAUAAUUGUGCACAUGACCAUGGCUGCGUAAGGUCUUGGGCGAUAGGGUGUGUGGUUGUGGUCAUUGUCUCUGAUCUUGUUUGUUGUUUUCUUUUGUCUCCAAUGAUCGAUGGUCGCCUUUUUUGUUAGAGGGCGAGAAGAUUAUUACCAAGUUUGAUGGUAUUCGUUUACGAAACACAAAUGAGGAUGGCAUUCUCCUAGUGACGAAUUUCCAGUUUCUUUUCAUGAGUAAAGAAACAAAAAGCAAGUUGGGUACCAUCCCUCUUACUACAGUUGAGCAAAUAAAGGAACAGGAUGUACGGUCUUUUGAAAUAAUCGGUUACGAUAUGAGAAUGCUGGUGUUUGAUUUGAAAUCUGAACAAAAGCAAGAGCUGAGUAAGAUGGUGGAAUAUUUGACAAGAUGCGCCAAACCUUCACGUUUGGUUGAUCUUUUUGCAUUUGCACUUAAUUCCACUCCACCAGCCGUUGCUAAUCGAACCAGUCCCAGUAUGCGGCUGUUGAAAGAAUAUCAACGCAUUUUUUGUAAAUGGUUUCCUCCGGGCACCGGUUUCGAAAUUCAAAAGAGUUUAGAGGAUAAAUGGUGGAGGGUAACUGAAGUCAAUUCUGAUUAUUCCUUAUGUUCAACCUAUCCAUCUCACCUGAUAGUCCCACGCACCAUAAGUGAUGAAGAGCUACAAGAAAUGUCUACCAGCCGAGCUCUUAGUCGCUUCCCUGUUAUUUCCUGGUGUGAUUUUGCAUCUGGAGCCGUCCUGGCAAGGUCUUCUCAGCACAUGGGAAUCAAGAAUCUUAAGAAUAGGUAUGAGGAUGAAAAACUUGUAUCUGCCCUUUGCACUCCAGGAAUUCAUCGCACAGACCUUAUAAGGAAACUAUACAUAGUUGAUGCCCGGCCAGGGGUCAGCGAUGUAGGAAAUGGUAGGGGAUCAGAGUCAGUUUGUUCCUAUCCGAAAUCUGAGGUUGUCUAUCUUGGAAUUGAAGAUAUAUAUGAAAUGAGAGCUAGUUUUUCAUCUCUCCGGAAGUAUGUUGAUACUUAUGGAUCAAUUUCAUCAAAUAGACCCCCUUCAGCUGGAUCUGUCAUUGGAGACCUGGUAAAUCAUGGCUUAGCCUGGGGCGGCGGAAUUAUAAAUAGCAUGACAAUUUUUUCUAUUCGGGAGGAAUGGCUAAAUCAUAUUCAUAUUAUCCUCAUUGGUGGUUCAUGGAUUGCUGAAAAAAUUGCCCAUGAAUCAGCUUCAGUUCUAGUGCAUUGCAGUGAUGGCUGGGACAGAACAACACAGUUAGUUGGACUUGCUGCGCUCCUGCUUGAUCCGUAUUAUUGAACGUUCACUGGAUUUCAGGCGCUUGUGGAAAAAGAUUGGCUAGCUUUUGGCCAUCAAUUUGCAGAUAGGAUGGGUCUUCCAACAAUAGCUAUAGGAGGCCGGCCUGCAAAUCCUUCGGUUAAAUCUCAGCCAUCAGAUAAUAAAACUUCACCAGUACUGUUGCAGGUAGUCUACUCGCUAUUUUUGUAUUAAUAUAAGAAUUUCGCUUGCAUUGAGUUGCACAUAUUGAGCCAUGGUUAAAGGCUGAAAUUUAGGAUUAGGUUGCAACAUGCCCCUCACAAAUUAUGCAUGCCAAGAGGUAUUUAUUUUUAUAACAAAAUAAUGCUCAUUGACGGUUUGAUAUGCUGUUUUUUUACCAAUGGGGUUGAGCAUUUCAAAACAACAAUGCGGUGAUGGGCUUGUCCACUUGAAUCGGAAGUUGGUGUUCGAGAAAGCAAAUAUAUUGAAGUGGUGAAGGAUGCUGAAUCGUUGAGCUCCAAAUAAUGUUAGCAGAAGAGAACAUGACGUGGUCAAGCCAAGUGGAAGAAGAAAAUAGUACAGACCAUGGGCUCUGGUAUUAUGACUAGGUGUAGUACACAGCUGCACGAAAUGGGAAAGCCGACUGUUUCGAUUGACCGACGUCAGUUGUGUAGUCUUGGUUAGCUGAUGUCGGCAUUAGAAGGAUAUCCCAACAUGACAGAUGUUUCGUGGCCUGUAGGGACUAGGGAGACUAUUGUCAUUACUUUCCUCUUUGGAUGCCCACUUACUUGCACUGUCUUGGCUACAUUGCUUGGAGCUGGUGCUAAGUGAGCUGUUAUAGCACGGAGUCGUGUGUUAUGCCUUCCUUA
Triticum urartu is the source of this 2777-nucleotide messenger RNA. Lineage: Eukaryota; Viridiplantae; Streptophyta; Magnoliopsida; Poales; Poaceae. The record is from RefSeq and is a predicted model, not a curated record.